CUGGAAAGCGAAGCGGAGUGAGAGGUUUUCCAGGGCUUUGAGACACCGAACGAUCACCGGUUGCUCUUCAGAAGAAGCGGAUUUUGCAGUCUUCAUCAUGGUGAGAAAGAAGAGAACUGAAGGUCCUAGCGGAGGUGAAAGCUCUGAGACUCACGAAAGUGGGGGAAGCGGAAGAGGUUCUCAGCGCCCUCCAGAAAGGAGUGCUCACAGCGGCUCACAGCAGUCAGCUGGUGGACCCCAAGGAGGUAGAGGCUGGUAUCCUCAGGAGGGGGGGGGUUAUGGUGGAGGACGUGGUCGUGGGUUACCCCAACAGCAGUAUGGUGGCCCCCCUGAUUAUCAAGGCAGAGGGAGGGGAGGAUCUUUUCAACAGGGGGGUCGUGGUGGAUUUAGUGGUGGUCGGGGUGGUGCGGGCGGAAGCGGACGUGCUGGAGGGCCUUCAUAUGGUGUCCCAUCCCGACCAGAAGUUCCCGAGCUGCACCAAGCAACCUCAGCUUCAUAUCAAGCUGGGGUGACUCCUCAGGCUGUUACAUCUGAGGCCAGUUCUGUUUCACAGCUUUCUGAGACAACACAGUUGCAACAGCAAAUGAAGCAGUUAACCAUUCAACCAGAAGCUUCUUCUGCCCCACCAGCCUCAAGUAAAUCAGUGAGGUUUCCCCUUCGGCCUGGAAAGGGUAGCUUUGGCACAAGAUGUAUAGUCAAAGCUAACCAUUUCUUUGCUGAGUUACCAAACAAAGAUCUUCACCAGUAUGAUGUAACCAUAACUCCAGAAGUGCCAUCCAGAGGUGUAAACCGUGCUGUUAUGGAGGAGCUGGUUAGGCUGUAUCGUGAGUCUCAUCUAGGCAUGAGACUACCUGCAUAUGAUGGUCGCAAGAGCCUGUACACUGCUGGUCCUCUUCCUUUUGUUUCAAAUGAGUUUAGAAUCACUCUCAUUGAUGAAGAGGAUGGAGCAGGAGCAGGAGCAGGAGCUCAAAGGAGAGUGAGGGAUUUCAAAGUUGUGAUAAAAUUAGCUGCCCGAGCUGACCUUCAUCACUUGGGAAUGUUUUUGCAAGGAAGACAAACAGAUGCACCUCAGGAAGCUCUUCAGGUUCUUGACAUUGUUCUUCGUGAACUACCAACCACUAGGUAUUGUCCUGUCGGAAGAUCUUUCUAUUCACCUGAUAUAGGUAGGAGGCAACCAUUAGGUGAGGGUUUGGAGAGCUGGCGUGGGUUUUACCAAAGUAUUCGUCCAACUCAGAUGGGGUUAUCUCUCAACAUUGAUAUGUCGUCAACAGCGUUUAUUGAACCCUUGCCAGUAAUUGAUUUUGUAACUCAGCUGCUGAACAGGGAUGUCACCACCCGUCCAUUAUCCGAUGCUGACCGUGUAAAGAUCAAAAAAGCACUUCGUGGUGUCAAAGUUGAAGUAACACACCGUGGAAACAUGAGAAGAAAAUAUCGCAUUUCUGGCCUGACAUCACAGGCAACUAGAGAGCUGACAUUCCCUGUUGAUGAGAGGGGGACUGUGAAAUCUGUUGUGGAGUACUUUUAUGAGACGUACGGAUUUGUCAUUCAACAUACUCAGUGGCCUUGCUUGCAAGUGGGAAAUACAAAUAGACCAAACUAUUUGCCAAUGGAGGUUUGCAAGAUUGUGGAAGGUCAACGGUACUCAAAGAGGUUGAAUGAGAGGCAGAUUACUGCUCUGCUUAAAGUCACCUGUCAGCGACCUCUUGAUAGGGAGCGUGAUAUCAUGCAGACGGUUCAUCACAAUGCAUACCGUGAAGAUCCUUAUGCUAGAGAGUUUGGGAUCAAAAUCAGUGAGAAACUUGCACAAGUUGAAGCUCGCAUUCUUCCUGCACCUUGGCUGAAGUAUCAUGAUACAGGAAGAGAAAAAGAUUGUCUCCCUCAAGUUGGCCAAUGGAAUAUGAUGAAUAAGAAAAUGGUCAAUGGGGGGACUGUUAACAACUGGAUCUGCAUAAAUUUUUCAAGGAAUGUUCAAGAGAGUGUGGCCGGUGGCUUUUGUUAUGAACUGGCACAGAUGUGUUAUAUAUCUGGCAUGGCAUUUAAUCCAGAGCCAGUAGUUCCUGUGAUCAGUGGCCGCCAUGACCAGGUUGAGAAGGUUCUGAAAUCCCGCUAUCAUGACGCCAAGGCAAAAUUGAAGGAUAAGGAGCUUGAUCUGCUUAUUGUUAUUCUGCCUGAUAACAAUGGCUCUCUUUAUGGUGAUCUGAAACGUAUUUGUGAGACGGAGCUUGGGGUUGUUUCCCAGUGCUGUUUAACAAAACAUGUCUUUAAAAUGAACAAGCAGUACCUUGCAAAUGUUGCUUUAAAAAUCAACGUGAAGGUUGGUGGAAGGAACACAGUGCUUGUCGAUGCACUUUCAAGACGCAUUCCUUUAGUUAGUGACCGACCCACAAUUAUAUUUGGAGCUGAUGUUACUCACCCACACCCUGGGGAGGAUUCUAGUCCAUCUAUAGCAGCUGUUGUGGCUUCUCAAGAUUGGCCUGAAAUUACCAAGUAUUCUGGUUUGGUUUGUGCUCAAGCACACAGGCAGGAGCUCAUCCAAGACCUUUUCAAGCAGUGGCAAGAUCCAGCGAGGGGGACAGUAACUGGUGGAAUGAUCAAGGAUCUUCUCAUAUCUUUUCGGAGAGCCACAGGGCAGAAGCCACAACGCAUCAUAUUUUACAGGGAUGGUGUGAGUGAAGGACAAUUUUACCAAGUCUUGCUUUUUGAGCUUGAUGCUAUCCGCAAGGCAUGUGCAUCAUUAGAACCUAACUAUCAGCCUCCUGUCACUUUUGUGGUGGUUCAAAAGCGCCAUCACACGAGGCUGUUUGCUAACAACCAUCAUGAUCGGCAUUCAAUUGACCGUAGUGGGAAUAUAUUGCCUGGUACGGUUGUAGACUCCAAAAUUUGUCAUCCCACUGAGUUUGACUUCUAUCUCUGCAGCCAUGCUGGGAUACAGGGUACAAGCCGACCUGCCCAUUACCAUGUAUUAUGGGAUGAAAACAAUUUUACUGCCGAUGCACUUCAGACACUGACUAACAACCUCUGCUACACCUAUGCAAGAUGCACGCGAUCCGUUUCAAUCGUGCCUCCUGCAUACUAUGCACACUUGGCCGCAUUCCGAGCUCGAUUUUAUAUGGAACCAGCUACAUCGGAUAGCGAGUCAAUGAGUGCUGCUGCUGGACGUGGAGGGGGUUUUGGUCCAGGACGUAGCACUCGUGCACCUGGUGCAAGUGCUGUGGUCAGGCCUCUUCCUGCUCUUAAAGAGAAUGUGAAGAGGGUUAUGUUUUAUUGUUAAGCCAUGUGAUGCUUGUUUUCAAGUUUGUAUGGCCAUAAUUUGGAGUUCAUGAAAGACUUCGAUGGUGCGAAUCCCUCUUAACCCUGGAAAUGGUCAAGUUUGUCACUGUUUCAGACGAUGGUAGUGGGGACACGGUUCGCUUGAAGUAGCAUCCGUUGAUAUUGCAGGCCCUUCUUAUUGGGUUCUAGGUAUCUCGGUCAUACAAUUGAAAUUGUCGUGUUUUUAUGAAUCUUAUUGAAAGUUUCUAUUUCUGCUCACAUUUCAGCUCCAUUUAGUAGUUUCAGUUGUUUUAAUUAA
Messenger RNA from Neltuma alba, 3568 nucleotides. RefSeq names its product protein argonaute 1-like. Gene Ontology annotation, molecular function: RNA binding; protein binding. The record is from RefSeq and is a predicted model, not a curated record. NCBI's taxonomy places the organism in Eukaryota, Viridiplantae, Streptophyta, Magnoliopsida, Fabales, Fabaceae.